ACGUAACCUGUGGGCAUAUAUAGAGUACCUGGCCCGUGGGCGACCUGCCACUGUGCACAGCUUCCUCCCAGGAUGAAGAAGACUGUGGGCCCAGACCCUUCCCUUGUCUACAGACCCGAUGUGGACCCACAGACAGCCACAGAGGAAGGCGGAUUCCGAAACUAUACUUCCGGGCCCCUUCUGGACCGAGUUUUUGCCACCUACAAGCUCAUGCAUACGCACCAGACGGUGGACUUCGUCAGGAGGAAGCAUGCCCAGUUCGGGGGCUUCUCCUACAAGAAGAUGACUGUCUUGGAGGCUGUGGACUUGCUGGACGAGCUGGUCGACGAGUCGGACCCAGACGUGGACUUCCCCAACUCCUUCCAUGCCUUCCAGACUGCCGAGGGCAUCCGGAAAGCCCACCCGGACAAGGACUGGUUCCACUUGGUUGGGCUCCUGCAUGACCUGGGGAAGAUCCUGGUUCUGUCAGGGGAGCCCCAGUGGGCUGUCGUCGGUGACACCUUCCCUGUUGGCUGCCGUCCUCAGCCCUCCGUGGUCUUUCGUGACUCCACUUUCCAGGCCAAUCCCGACCUCCAGGACCCUCGAUACAGCACAGAACUUGGCAUGUACCGACCCCACUGUGGGCUGGAGAACGUCCUGAUGUCCUGGGGCCACGAUGAGUACAUGUACCAGGUGAUGAAGUUCAACAAGUUCUCCCUGCCCCCGGAGGCUUUCUUCAUGGUCCGCUUCCACUCCUUCUACCCAUGGCACACGGGCGGCGACUACCGGCAGCUGUGUGACCAGCGGGACCUGGCCAUGCUGCCCUGGGUGCAGGAGUUCAACAAGUUUGACCUCUACACCAAGUGCCCCAACCUGCCAGACGUGGAGAAGCUGCGGCCCUACUACCAGGGGCUGGUGGACAAGUACUGCCCUGGCAUCCUGAGCUGGUGACGGCCGGCCCACCCAGCCCUGCUGAGGCACAGCCCCACAGCCUGGUGGCGAGCCCAGGGUGAGUGCAGAGAAGCAGGAGCCGGCUCAUGAAAGAGGCUGUGUGCUGUGUGCAUCUGCCUGGCCCGGGACACACCCUGGAACUGCCUGGCUGCUGGCGCUGAGACAGAACCACCCUGGGACGCCACACACCUGCUCCUUGUGACUAUCCUCUGCCUGGCAUUGUGUUAUCAAAAUGGAUGAAACCUCCGGAAGCCCACAGAAGCUUAUGCUAUUCUUCCAAACAAUUUUCAGAGCCCCCUUCUCUUUCCCCAUUUUCUCUAUUUAAAAAUGCUAAUUCGGAGCACUGGCUCCAGCUCAAGUUCUGCCAUCCGCCCACCCUGUAGCCACCCUUGUGUUUUGGCUUGAAUAAACUGCUUACUUGCAAA
Tupaia belangeri chinensis (Chinese tree shrew) is the source of this 1355-nucleotide messenger RNA. RefSeq names its product myo-inositol oxygenase (gene MIOX). NCBI's taxonomy places the organism in Eukaryota, Metazoa, Chordata, Mammalia, Scandentia, Tupaiidae. Gene Ontology annotation, biological process: inositol catabolic process. The record is from RefSeq and is a predicted model, not a curated record. Bases 73 to 930 code for a protein of 285 amino acids. Gene Ontology annotation, cellular component: cytoplasm. Gene Ontology annotation, molecular function: inositol oxygenase activity; iron ion binding. The transcript is spliced from 10 exons.